Molecule: messenger RNA, 2448 nt
Organism: Candida dubliniensis CD36
Lineage: Eukaryota; Fungi; Ascomycota; Pichiomycetes; Serinales; Debaryomycetaceae
Gene: FAR1
Product: cyclin-dependent protein serine/threonine kinase inhibiting protein
Exons: 1
Coding region: 1-2448 (815 amino acids)
Source: RefSeq, a predicted model, not a curated record
AUGCGAAAACAAUCGUCUUUUGUGAACAAGUUCUAUUCUCCAUCACCACCAUCUAGAAAGAAAACAGCCACACUAACAAGGCUUGAAUCUUCUGCUAUUAGGUCUAGUUUCCCCGGUUUUAGAGCGCCUUUCCAAGCGUCACCGUUAGAAACUAAAAAAUACAACAACACCAAAUGUUCUUUAUGUCAAGAACUACUAAGCUUGACCUUACCUGGCGAACUUAUUGUCCUGUUAGAGUGCGGCCACACGUGUCAUAAGAACUGUUUGUCUUUAAUCCAAUCAGAGGGGCAACCCGUGCUAGUUUGCACUGAAUGCAAUGUGGGUGAGUUACCAAAGAGUUUGAUCGAUGAUUUUGCAGAGAAGGUAAACUACGACUAUCCUCCGUUCACACCAGUAGAGCAGAUUCAAUCUUCUGUUAGAUUAAACACUCAAUUGGAAACACCUUCUUUUAGUUGUACCUUAAACAACGACCUAGACAUUUACAAUCCAAGAGUGACAUGUACCAGUGAGAUUUCCGAAGUAACUUUAACACCACCAUAUGAAAUUGCCUAUGUGUUGAAUGUUCAAGCUCCACUUAUUUUUAGCAAUUAUGAACCCACGUUGGAAGAUUUGCAGUUAAAGGAAAGAGUUGAAGAAUUUUUGAAAACGCGUCUUGAUAUUGAUAAAGAUGUAGGGCAACUUGUUAUUUUUGAUACUCUUGAAAUCAGUGUUACUGGUCAGAGCUGGGACGUGGCAUUGGUAUGCUUAUUUGAAAACUACCUUUUAAUUUAUGAAGAUGAGCUCUUGGUGGGAAUAAUAUCUGUUCAACUAGAUAUAAGCAGUAUUGAUGGAGAAGAUGAACUCGUUUUAAACCUUGCAAAAGAUUCACUUCCAGAAUUGCGACUUAGGCAUUUAAAUAGACUUGUGAUCAAAAAAUGGGGAGCUGUUCUACUUAAAAUGACAGAAGAAGACGGUGUUGUCACUACUAAUAUUUACCAAUUGACAAAUACAUACUGGACUCACAUCCCUCGAGAGUAUUAUGUGCCUCAAGAUUUAAUAAAGUUGAACAAAGCAAUCUUAUCAGGAACAACUAUUUCAAAUUCCGAUACCGCAAGAAUACUACCAACACCCAAGCAGUUACUGUUGAAUUUAAUUCUUGCCCUACCAUUAGUUAACCAAUCACCUCUAACUGAUCUAGAAUACAAAACACAACUCCAACUGAUUUUUGAAGAAACAUUACAUGCACUCCGACCAAACGAUAAAUUGGGAAUAAUUUUCCUUGGAAUAGACGGCUCAAAAAAACCGUGUGCCAAAGGGUCUUUUGUUGGUUGCACUGAACCAAGUUGGAGUGAGUGGAAGCAGGUGAUACGAGACAUUACAAUAGUUCCAAAUUCAUUUCAAAGUAACUUGCAUGAAAUAAAUGUUGCUAUAGAAAAAUGUAUGGAGCUAUACCCUUUUAUCCCAGGCACAUCAUCAUCUGUUAACAAGCUUUUAAUUCUUAGUCCAAAUAUGUACUCAGACCUGUCAAAAAACGUACCAACGUCCAAAUUUAUUGAUGCAAUAAACGAAAAACUAUCAUGCACCGUUGUUUGUGUUGGCAAAAAUUACGGCAACUACCAACCAUUUAAGUCUAUCACCACAUUUGAUACCCCUUUCCUAAGAUUCGAGUCACUCACGGAGUUUGGCAACUUACUAAUGUACCUAAUCAAUGAGAAUCUUCACAGAAUAUGCAUUCCAAAAUUGACGUUAACUCUAAAGGCAGCACAGGGUUUCAGAUUCACUCAUCUCGAUUCCAGAGGGGCUAUUGAUACAAGCCAACUAACACUUACUAUUAAAGAUAUUAUCCCGCAAUCGCAAAAACUGAUUGUGCUCAAAGUGCAGGCAGACCCUCAGUUUGUUCAUUCCCAAUACCUGACGGUCCCAAUAUUUGAAUAUGACGGUUAUUGGUUUCAUGAGAAAUGCCUCGACACCAAAUUAAUAAGCACAAGGGUCAAGAUAGGUGUUAACCAACAGCCACCGACACCUAUUGAUCCAGAGGCUAUAGAAACAAGGGGAAGCUUUACAGAAUACUAUUUAGAUAUUCCAUUGCUACCGCCUGUGUCACCAGCGAGAGACGCUGUGUUUGCUAAAAGACAGACCGAGCUAGCCAUAAUAAAUUCAUUAAAGAAAAGCAUUGCACUAGGUGAAAGUCAAGUGGCACUGGAUAUAAUCAAAAGUUGCAUAUCGUUAGCACACGGAUUGAUACGUACUUCUCUUGGAGGCUCUUCAAAACCGCAGAGAAACGAGUCUAAUGUUGAACAUGAAUAUAGUAUGUUACAAUUGCUAAUGGUAGUAAAAUACACUCACAAAGGUAAUGAUGAGUAUAUUGAUUUUUUGGUAACUCAAAUGAAAAGCAUUGCCGAGCUAUUAGAAUCAGACCUUGAAGUAGGUAAAUUACGAUGUUCGGAUUUGCUAAAUAGUUUAAUAUAA